AUCAUGUGGUUUAAACUUGCAGAAAGAGGAACAACUGAGAGAUUCUCUCAAGUUUGCCAAUGCUUGUGGUGCAUUGACUGUGACUGAGAGAGGUGCAAUACCUGCAUUGCCCACAAAAGAAACUGUUCUGAAUGCCCUGCUUGAACCUGUAUUGUAAUUUCACAUCCCCAUAUUUAUUUUUCUUUGGUGAAUUUUAGGAACUUAUUUAGUUAAUGCAGUAAAUAAGGCCCAAGUGUUUUAAUAAUUUGGCAUAUGCUUUUAACCGAGGUAAAAUCGGCUACUGAAAGAGAAAAUUGAGGCUUUUGUAACUUUUAUUGUUAAAGUACUUGGGUAGUAAUGUUAAGCAGAUAAUUGAAUUAUUAGAGAUGUAAUGUAAUGUAUGAUUUGUGCUUUUCAGGUUUAUAUUGAUACGGUCGGAGAUCCAGGGAAAUAUGAGGCAAAAAUGUCUAAAAAUUUCCCAUCUAUCAAAUUUGUGGUUGCUAAGAAAGCUGAUAGUCUUUAUCCUGUUGUCAGUGGUGCAAGUAUAGCUGCAAAGGUUACGAGGGACCGAGCUGUAAGAGAUUGGGUGCUCGAUGAGACUGCUGAUAAUAUACACAGGAACUUUGGUUCUGGAUAUCCUGCAGAUCCCGCAACCAAGUCUUGGCUAGAAAAUCACAAACAUUCUAUCUUCGGUUUUCCAACAUUGGUUCGGUUUAGUUGGGGAACUUGCAGCACUUAUUUUAAAAGUGGUGCUGAAGUUUUAUGGUCUUAAACCCUAACUAUUAAAGACUUUGUUUGUUCAAAAUUUCUCAAACCUCAAAGAAUUUUUGAACCUUUCAUUACUAGUAAGUUAUUUUUUUCCAUUCGGUAAUGUUAUUCCUAACAAAAAAUGGUUAUUUCUACUCUAGUUUCUUAUUUAAUAAAUUUUUCUUCUUCUAUUUUAAAUUUUGCUCUACCUUGCUAAUUGGUACUACUUUCCCUAUUCUUUCCAUGAUAUUUUCGUUUUGAA
This is a messenger RNA of Lathyrus oleraceus (garden pea), 988 nucleotides long. RefSeq names its product ribonuclease H2 subunit A-like. NCBI's taxonomy places the organism in Eukaryota, Viridiplantae, Streptophyta, Magnoliopsida, Fabales, Fabaceae. Gene Ontology annotation, cellular component: ribonuclease H2 complex. Bases 380 to 751 code for a protein of 123 amino acids. Gene Ontology annotation, biological process: mismatch repair; DNA replication, removal of RNA primer. Gene Ontology annotation, molecular function: RNA-DNA hybrid ribonuclease activity; RNA binding. The record is from RefSeq and is a predicted model, not a curated record. The transcript has 4 exons.